This is a messenger RNA of Agrilus planipennis (emerald ash borer), 912 nucleotides long. Its product is annotated as alcohol dehydrogenase [NADP(+)]. Gene Ontology annotation, molecular function: oxidoreductase activity. The record is from RefSeq and is a predicted model, not a curated record. The transcript is spliced from 5 exons. NCBI's taxonomy places the organism in Eukaryota, Metazoa, Arthropoda, Insecta, Coleoptera, Buprestidae. The coding region runs from base 154 to 885 and encodes 243 amino acids.
CUGAAAUCAGAAAACUUGUUCAUAUUCUUCAGUUCCGUUGUGAAUAUCGGUGUGUCUACACACCACACGUAAUUAAGUGUAAUAGUACUGUUUCGUUUAAUUUAUUUUUUAAGUAAAAUUCAUUUUUUUAGUGAAUUUAUUAAACCCCAUAAGAUGGCAAAAAAUAUAUAUUUGAGUCUACGUAGUGGACUAAAAAUGCCUGCUUUAGGGUACGGUACAUGGCAAGCCAACGACGAAGAACUCGAAAAAGGUAUGGAAGCUGCCCUUGAAGCUGGUUACAGACAUAUAGAUACUGCUCAUGUUUACGAAAAUGAAGGAGUUAUUGGGAAAGUUAUUAAACGUUGGCUAUCUUCGGGGAAACUUGACAGCAUGAAGGCAAUGGAAGCCCAGGUUGAUGCAGGAUUGGCGAAGGCCAUCGGCCUAUCGAAUUUCAACAUAAAACAAAUUCAAAGAAUUCUCGAUAAUGCCAGAAUACCGCCUUGCAAUUUGCAAGUAGAAUUGCACGCGUUUUUCCAACAGAACGAGCUGUAUAACUUUUGCAAGAAAAAUAACAUUGUCAUGACUGCCUAUUCUCCGCUGGGAUCCCCCGGAAUAGGAAAAUUCAUGUCACAAUUCGGACAACAAGUUGAAGCUCCGAAUAUACUGGGAGACCCAGUGGUCAAGCGGAUCGCUAAAAAGCACAACAAAAAGGAAUCGCAAGUUUUAUUGCGUCACAUUAUUCAAAAAGGCAUUGCUGCUAUUCCUAAGAGUACAAAUCCCGAACGUCUCAAACAAAACAUCGAUAUUUUCGAUUUCGAACUUGACAACGAGGACAUGAAAGCGCUGAAUGCACUUGACAAAGGACCUGCGGCUAGAAUUGUUGACUUUUAUGCCUUUAAAGGGUAAGGUUCUUAAUGCAUCCAUACUUCAUUC